AAAUGAUCAAAUAUGGGACACGUCCCUCUGGCAACCCGAAGCCUCGCUAAUAUUCUCACCGAGCGCAGGAGACUGAAGUGUGCUAAUCAACUUAUUUAAAAAUUUUGAACUGAUUAGGCGGGACAUACUUAAUGAGGAACGGACGGGCGGAAUUGCCAUUUAAGGCGUGUUACUCAAACAGAAACUAAGACGAUUCUUUUAAGAGCAAACCUUACGCGCGGUUAUCAUUUUGGUGUCGUACAUUAGAUAACAGGGACUUCCUGGCAAAAAUAAAUCAAUUCAUAAAAUGGCAAGCAAAAAUCCAACCGGCAGUCAGAAAGAGACUUUGUACAAAAGCAAAGUAAAAAACGUUGCAGCAACUAAAAAAGCAGCGAAGAAAACUGCGGCUGGCGGCAGAGCAAAGAGCUCCGCUGCAGGUGGCGGCAGAGCAAAGAACCCCGAGACAGCUGGCACAAGAGCCAAGAGCCCUGACACAGCUGGCACAAGAGCCAAGAGCCCCGCUGCAGGUGGCAGGAAAGUCGGUGCCGCUUCGAAGACUAGCAACAGAGCCAAGAGCCCCGGCGAGGCUGGUAGAAGGGCCACGAGCCCGCCACCUCCUGCUCCCAUUCCUGCCAACGAGGCUGCGCCCCGAGGUCAGCGGUUACCUCCAGGCCGAGUCUCGGGGACAUCCCAGGGUAGGGCGACGAAUUCGGCCACUACUCGAAGAGGCAGCUUUCGCGACAAACCGUCUUCUCGCCAAGGUAGCACUGAGGACCCGAUCGUGGAAGAGGCAGCGUGUCCCGAGCAGACACCUCCACCCUCGCCCGACUUUCAGGUCCCAGCUGAGGAGAUCAACCUCAAUCGAAUGCUGCUAAGAGUUCUGGACAGCAUAAAAAUACGCAAGAAGGACAUAUCCGAGGCGUCGAUGCAAGUGAAUGAUAUCAUGAAGAAGAUUUCGUCGCAGCUUAAGGACCUGGGGGUCACGCAGCUGAACAUGGGAAGCUACUAUGAAUUUCUUAAGAUUUCAGACGUGGAUGAGUUCGACUUCAUGCUGACCAUGCCGGUGGCCCGAGUGGCGUUGGAAACGUUUGGCAAGGAAGUUGCCUUCUACCAUGUCUCUCUGAAGAGAAACCCAAUAAAGUGUCUCCGGAAAUUUGUAGUGGAUGAGACGACGCUGUCAGCGGACAAAAUGCUCACAGAUUUCAGGGAAAAAAUCAAGAAGAUUUUACGGGAAUUUAAAGUGGAUGCUCAUGUUCAAAGAAAGAAGCCAGGCUGUCCUGCCAUCACCCUGUCAAUAAAGAAUGCAAAAGGCAACGGAAAAGACAUUGAAGUGGACAUUGUUCCUGGACUGGAAGUGCAUAGCAGCUGGCCCUCUGCAACAAAUGAAGGUUUCAAAAAAAUCGAUACAUGGCUUGGAUUAAAAGUUAAGAGAACAUUCAAACAGGAACCAUUUUACCUUGUACCUAAAUAUGUGGGUGAUGGAGAUGCAGAAAGAAACGGAGUCUUGGCAAAAGACGCAUGGCGCAUUUCAUUUUCAAACAUUGAGAAGAAGAUUUUAAAAGAACAUGGUCAAACAAGGACAUGCUGUGAAGCUUACGGUGUAAAAUGUUGCAGGAAAGAAUGCCUUAAACUGCUGAAAUAUUUACUGGAAAGGCUAAAGGAAAAACACCCCCGGGAACUGUCCAAAUUUUCCUCAUAUUUUAUGAAGACCACCUUGCUGCAUGCUUGUGCAAAGCAGCCAGAAGAUACACAAUGGAGUUCAAACAAUCUCUCCCAAUGCUUUCUGCAGCUUCUGACUGAUCUCAUUGAGUACUUGCGCUUGGGGAACCUUCCUCAUUUCUUCAUUCCAGAACAUAAUCUUCUAGAAACCAUUACCACCCCAGCAAACAGAAUGUUUUUAGUCAGUAAGCUGGAAUAUGAAAUUAACAACAUGUUUCCCAUUUUUAGGGCAUUGUGAGGCGAUAAUAAAAGUUGGUGGCGCUGCACAACUCUGUGCACUUUGCUUCUUUGCACCUUGCAUGUUUUCUGCACAACUAGACACCCAUCCAGUGUGAAGAUCAUCUGCUUCUGCUGGUACCAGAUUAUGAUGGAGCUCCACGCUUGGGUUUAGUGUCAAUUAAUGUAGUUUCCAUUAGUUUAUAUUUAUGUUUACAGUGAAUUACCUUCCUGUAGAGCAGGGGGUCCUCAAUCAUGGUCUUGGAGGGCUGCAGAUUUCCGUUCUAGCUAGUUUCCUAAUUAUAAGACACUAUUUGCAAUACAAUAUAAAUAUUGGCUUGUCUAAGAGAAAUCUGAAUUGCACUGUAGAGUUUCCUUCUUUGAGAACAUUAAAUCUGUUGUAGUCCACAAAACACAUGGCUAAACUUAAUGGUCCUUCCAAUUUCUAAACACAUUUUUUAAAACACAGAUACUUCAUGGUGCAUAUGCAUGUUAGCUAGAGAGUUGCUGGUUUAUUGGUUAUAUGCAUUUUAUUAUUAACUAAUGUCUGGUUAAGAAAACAGGCAACAAUUAAAUCUUAAACGCAGCUGCUUAAAACUAAAAAUAGGCAACAAAAAGGUUCUAAAUUGUAACGGGCAAAAUAACUAAAAUGAAGCCCAAAAAGCGUAUUGCUUUAGUAGUAAAUGAAUGAGUUCCACUUAAGGAAUGGGCUGGAAUGAAAACCUGCAGCCACUGUGGCCCUCCAGGACUGUGACUGAGGAGCCCGUCUGUAGAGUAUCAUUUUCUAUGAAUUGUCAUUUUUAUUGUAAAGUUCUAUUAAAAGCUUUUCCCUCUGUUUUAAUAACCUUCUACAUUUCAGUUUACUCACUGGGGCAUCCAGUUUGUUCUUCUUUGUCUGCAUCUUAUACAACAGGAUUCUUUUGAAAUCCUGGGUUCUGUUAUGUUCGGAGCAAAAUUCAAUUUCGUUUUUUUACAAAUCUGUUCUGCGUGAUCUUUAGACCUGUUCAUUAGUUCAUUGUUUAAUCUCAAGCAGUGGCCUUAAAGGUGGCUUUGGUUAAAUUUACCUUUUGCGUUUUUAAUUUGAACUGGACUAAUUUUGUACUUAACUAGAAAUAUUUCUCUAGUACACUGUGCUUAAUUUGAUUAAUUCCUGAAUGGCUUUAUAAUCAUUUUCCUUUUACUGGUACAAAGAUCAUCACAACUGGCUGAUAAAUUUUCUCAGUAAGCAACCUGCGGAGCGCCACUUCUGCCGUGUCCUGAUGACUCCAAGGUUUCUUCUCCAUGAAAGUUUUCAUCCCUGCUGUAUCAGCUGUUUGGGUCUCUCGGGGCUCUCCAAAGACCAUGGCAGUCCUUCUAGUGCUACACAUUAAUAAAAUAAAAUGAUAGUACAUUCUAAAAGAUGUAAAAGUUCAGCAGAAAAAAAAAAACAUUUUGUAGCUGCUGUUGCUCCACACUGAGCGAUGGUUAAUUCAGGACCCAAGUCACCUUCUUAGUUGAAGGAGGCUAAAGCAUCACUGAGCACCACCUAGUCUGCAUUUGAAAACUGGGUUGUCUUCUGUAGCAGUAAGCUCUCCAUUUUACUGUUGAAUAGAAAAAGGUUAUCUUUGACCUCAUUUAAUUAAACAAAUAUCCUUAAAUCAUCAAUUAAGAAACUUUCUUUUAGUUCAGUAGAAAACAAAAUGCUCAAGGACAUAAAACAGAAAGGAAAGAAAAAGUUUUAAGUUAAGAGAGAAGCAUUUUAUCACACAAAGUAACAAAGUCACGUAGAUGAAGCAGCUUAAAAAAACAAAACAAAAACAAAAAUUCAACAUCAUCAAAACAAAUCCAGUUCUAAUAAGAAGCUAAGCUUUAGCUUGACUGACUGAGCAGACACUUACGGUGGUUUGGAGGAGAGCACAAGAAAUCUGGCUGUGGUGGUAACCCACAUGAGAAGGUGCCGUUUCUGCCAUUCUCUUAUCUCAUUUAUGUACCUUCCUGCACAGCUUACAGGAUGUUUUUUUUCCUCCUUCACUAAAGACAAGUAGAGAUUGACUGAUUUAUUAAAUAGACGUACAGACUGAAAGACAGCAGGCAGACGGAAGACUUAAAUAAACCAUAACAAGCUCACAAACCCUCAUUAUCUCAACUAUAAGUGCAAGACACAAAAACAGACACAAAUCCUCUUUAAUAAAACCUCUGUGUACGUCCAGGUGUCCGUGUGUGUCUUCUGGUGAAGUGCGCAUGCGCUCGGCACGUGGACGCACACACACUGGAAGCUGGACGCGCAGUGAAUGGCCUAGAGGCCGCGCACGAUAAGCAAAUAAAGCACACAUACUGGAAGCUGGGCACACAAUGAAUGGUCUUUCCACGGCCGCGCAUAAGAUAUAAAGGACACCAUUGCUGGGGAGAGUGCCGAUUG
Molecule: messenger RNA, 4312 nt
Organism: Polypterus senegalus (gray bichir)
Lineage: Eukaryota; Metazoa; Chordata; Cladistia; Polypteriformes; Polypteridae
Gene: cgas
Product: cyclic GMP-AMP synthase
Exons: 5
Coding region: 287-1936 (549 amino acids)
Biological process (GO): positive regulation of type I interferon production; DNA damage response; positive regulation of defense response to virus by host
Cellular component (GO): site of double-strand break; cytosol; nucleus
Molecular function (GO): 2',3'-cyclic GMP-AMP synthase activity; chromatin binding; double-stranded DNA binding
Source: RefSeq, a predicted model, not a curated record